Messenger RNA from Kalmanozyma brasiliensis GHG001, 819 nucleotides. RefSeq names its product Short-chain dehydrogenase/reductase SDR. NCBI's taxonomy places the organism in Eukaryota, Fungi, Basidiomycota, Ustilaginomycetes, Ustilaginales. The record is from RefSeq and is a predicted model, not a curated record. The transcript has a single exon. Bases 1 to 819 code for a protein of 272 amino acids.
AUGUCGUCCUCGUCGACAUCAUCGCCGCUCGACUUUGGUCUGACCGGUGUGCACGUUCUAGUGUCCGGCGCGUCGGGAGGCAUCGGCUUCGAAACCGCAAAGACCUUUCUCGCUGCGGGCGCCAAAGUGACGGCGCACUACAACACCACGCCUCGUGAGCUCAGCUCCGUCGCCGACGUCGUUGCACUCCAAGCCGAUGUCACGAGCGAAUCCGAUGUCGAGCGACUCUUCGAGGAAGCCGAAGCGAAGCAGGGCGUUCCUGUCCAAGUCCUCGUCGUCAACCACGGCAUCUGGCCCGUCGAAGCGGUCCCUCUCUCGGAUAUGACUCUGUCGCAAUGGCGCAACACGCACGCUGUCAACCUCGACGGCGCCUUCCUCCUCGUCCGCUCCUUCCUCUCCGCUCUCAAGAACAAGUCUGCCGCCGUCACCGACCCCGCGUCCAUUUGCUUCAUCGGCAGCACAGCAGGCAAGUUUGGUGAGCAUGACCACGGCGAUUACGCCUCGACAAAAUCGGCGCUCAUGUACGGCCUCGUGCCCACGCUCAAGAACGAGAUUGUCAGGAUCGCCCCUCGCGGUAGAGUCAACUCGGUCAACCCCGGCUGGGUGUACACGCCUCUGGCAGAGGAGACCAUCAAAGACGAUAAGGUCAGGGCCAGGGCAUUGGCAAGUACCCCGUUGCAGAAGGUGGCCAUGCCCGCCGAUAUCGCUAGACAGGUUCUGGUGCUCUCGAGUCCCAACCUCAGCGGCCAUGUGACGGGCGUCAAUCUGCAGGUAGAUGGUGGUAUGGAGGGUCGAUGCCUCUACCCUCCUCCUGCGUAG